Messenger RNA from Prunus avium (sweet cherry), 3221 nucleotides. The record is from RefSeq and is a predicted model, not a curated record. NCBI's taxonomy places the organism in Eukaryota, Viridiplantae, Streptophyta, Magnoliopsida, Rosales, Rosaceae.
CUUCCUUUUCGGUUCUUUGGGUAAAAUCUUUUCUUUUUCCAACGUCAUUCUAUCUCCUGCAUGGCUAUUUUGGAGAUCGCCAUUUCUCUCCCUUCCAUCUUUCUAUAUAAACCAUUGACUGGGGUUCAGUUGACACAGCCAUCUCCAAACACUGACAUAUUUGACUAAAACUCGGAAGGAGGACACAGUUGCUCCAGGACCCUAGUGCUAAUAUUAGUAGAACCGAAGGUUCAUUACUAGAAGAGCAUAUGCCUGGGGACAAGUACAACAGUAAUUCAUCCCGCAUCCCAAAUCGAGUUGAACGGCUCUUGAGAGAAAGGGAGCUAAGGAAGAAUAGCAGGGCCUCCCACUUGAAUGAAGCAAAUGAUAACAAUAGGGUGACUCAACCAUUUGAGCCUGACUUGCAGUUAAGAGAAGAUGAAAACUCAAAAGUUGCCUAUGUUGAACAAUUCUUGGAAGGGGCUGCAGCUGCGAGGGCGCUUACUGAUGGAUGUGAAAAGCAAGAAGGGCGGCCUCUCAAACAACGACAACGACUGUUGGUUGUCGCCAACAGGUUACCCGUCUCUGCUGUUAGGAGAGGUGAAGAUUCAUGGUCUCUGGACGUAAGUGCUGGGGGUCUGGUCAGUGCCCUUUUAGGUGUAAAGGACUUUGAAGCAAAGUGGAUUGGUUGGGCAGGGGUAAAUGUGCCAGAUGAAAUUGGGCAGAAGUCACUUACUAAAGCUCUAGCUGAGAAGAGGUGUAUCCCUGUUUUUCUUGAUGAGGAGAUUGUUGAUCAAUAUUACAAUGGAUAUUGCAACAACAUUUUGUGGCCCCUUUUCCAUUACCUUGGACUUCCACAAGAAGAUCGACUUGCCACCACCCGGAGUUUCCAGUCGCAGUUUGCUGCAUAUAAGAAGGCAAAUCAAAUGUUUGCUGAUGUGGUCAAUGAGCACUAUUUGGAGGGUGAUGUAGUUUGGUGCCAUGAUUACCAUCUUAUGUUUCUUCCAAAAUUCCUGAAGGAUUACAACAGCAAAAUGAAAGUUGGUUGGUUUCUCCACACCCCAUUUCCUUCUUCUGAAAUCCAUAGGACACUGCCAUCACGAUCAGAGCUUCUCCGUUCAGUUCUUGCAGCUGAUUUAGUCGGUUUCCACACUUAUGACUAUGCACGGCACUUUGUUAGUGCUUGCACUCGCAUUCUUGGACUUGAGGGUACACCUGAAGGAGUAGAGGAUCAAGGGAGGCUUACUCGAGUGGCUGCGGUCUGUAUCUAUCUAAUUACUACCUGCUCCUUUUUUGCACUUUAAUUCUGUUAACAUUCUUCAUUACAGGUAAUGUUAGGUGUCGAUCGCCUUGAUAUGAUUAAAGGAAUUCCACAAAAGAUACUGGCAUUUGAAAAGUUUCUUGAGGAAAACCCAAGUUGGCGUGACAAAGUGGUUUUGCUGCAAAUUGCGGUGCCAACAAGAACGGAUGUUCCAGAGUAUCAAAAACUUACAAGCCAGGUUCAUGAAAUUGUUGGGCGAAUUAAUGGCAGAUUUGGAACUUUGACUGCUGUCCCAAUACAUCACCUGGAUCGUUCCCUUGACUUUCAUGCUUUAUGUGCACUAUAUGCAGUUACAGAUGUAGCACUUGUCACAUCCCUGAGAGAUGGAAUGAAUCUUGUCAGUUACGAGUUUGUGGCAUGCCAAGAUGCAAAGAAAGGGGUCCUCAUUCUUAGUGAGUUUGCUGGUGCCGCACAGUCUCUAGGUGCUGGUGCAAUUCUAGUGAACCCGUGGAACAUCACAGAAGUUGCCAAUUCAAUUGCCCAAGCAUUAAAUAUGGCCUCUGAAGAAAGAGAGAAGCGGCAUAAGCAUAACUUUAUACACGUGGCAACCCACACUGCCCAGGAAUGGGCCGAAACGUUUGUAAGUGAACUUAACGACACUGUCGUAGAGGCACAGAUAAGGACUAGACAGGUGCCACCACCACUUCCAAACAAGGAGGCAAUUGAAAGAUAUUCGAAAGCAAGUAAUCGAUUGAUCAUACUGGGAUUCAACGCAACAUUAACCGAACCAGUGGACACACCUGAGAGACGAGGUGAUCAAAUAAAAGAAAUGGAACUUAAACUGCACCCAGAGUUGAAAGAAACCUUGUCAGCACUCUGCAAUGAUCCACAAACAACUAUUGUUGUUCUCAGCGGGAGUGCCACAUAUGUUUUAGAUGAUAACUUCGGGGAGCUUGACAUGUGGUUGGCAGCUGAAAAUGGGAUGUUUUUGCGCCUAACGAAGGGAAAAUGGAUGACAACAAUGCCCGAACAUUUGAAUAUGGAAUGGGUUGAGAGUGUGAAGCAUGUUUUUGAGUAUUUCACGGAGAGAACACCCCGGUCACAUUUGGAUGACCGUGAAACUUCACUUGUGUGGAAUUAUAAAUAUGCAGAUGUUGAUUUUGGAAGACUUCAAGCAAGAGAUAUGCUGCAGCAUCUCUGGACUGGUCCAAUUUCUAAUGCAUCUGUUGAUGUUGUUCAAGGUAGCCGGUCUGUAGAGGUGCGACCAGUUGGUGUCACAAAGGGUGCAGCAAUUGACCGUAUAUUGGGAGAGAUAGUUCACAGUAAAUCUAUGACAACACCCAUUGAUUAUGUGCUGUGUGUUGGACAUUUUCUUGGAAAGGAUGAAGAUGUUUACACCUUUUUUGAGCCGGAUCUUCCGCCUGAGCAGAUGGGCCUUCCGAGAAAGAUGACUGAUGGACAAAAGUUACCUAGUGAGAGAAGAUCUUCAUUGAAGGUUCCAUCAAAUAAAAGUGCCUCAAAAUCAGCUCAGAGCAAGACACAACGACCUUUACUAAAUCCUGAGAAGAAUGCGACUCACAGCAAUGGGAAUGCACGAUGGCCGUCUCCUGAGAAGACUUCAUGGAAUGUACUUGACCUAAAGAGGGAGAACUACUACUCUUGUACCGUCGGGCGGACGCGUACAAAUGCUCGAUAUCUGCUUCAGUCUUCAGAUGAUGUUGUCUCAUUUCUUAAGGAGUUGGCUGGUGCCUCUUCGGCAAGUUCUUAAUCUCAAGAUUGAGAGAUAUAAUGCUCUCAAGUUUUCGGAAAGUGUACCUUCGCUUCACUUAGAGCAUCUUCAACCAAGAAAUAACAUCUCACAUCACUCCAACCAAAUUGACAAAGCUGAUGUGGAAUAAAGGCUAGAAGUGGUUCAGCCAUUACUUUUGACAUCCCAAAAGUAAGAUGUCAAAUGAAUAUUUUAUUAUUGUUUAAAGACAGU